Molecule: messenger RNA, 2564 nt
Organism: Agrilus planipennis (emerald ash borer)
Lineage: Eukaryota; Metazoa; Arthropoda; Insecta; Coleoptera; Buprestidae
Exons: 3
Coding region: 218-826 (202 amino acids)
Source: RefSeq, a predicted model, not a curated record
GACCUAGAGAACUAAAAUAAACUUGAUUUGUAUUGCUGAUGAACAUUGCAGCUAUUCGUGUGUUUUGUAUUUGGUUGAUACCCAUUUUACAGCUGAAAUGCAAUAUUUAGGCUAGAAAGCGGUGUAUAAUUGGUGCUAAUUAAAUGUGAGGCUGUUGGAGGUACAACGAAGUUAUUUCUAUUAACAAGACUUGAAACGAGAAAGAAGAUCCUUAACAAUGCCGCUUGUGGUUGCAAUGGCUCUCUCCGGUCUAGAAGCAGAUCAAUGGAACGACGAAUUACGCGAAAUGUACGAACAAGGGGCUCAAUUGGUGCACAAGUCGUGUCACCACGAUCUACUGAGGAGACCAUCGGUCUCUAGUCCGAGUGCUUCCUCAGUAGCUUCGUCUUAUCAAUCAUCUAUCGAAAGUGGAAUAUCUUCGUUGUCCCCAAGCUCCGGCUCUGGUGAAUUUGUCAGCCCUUUUAUUAGCCAACCACCCUUGGAGUUAACAUGUAUAGGGCUAAGCCACAGAGCGAGAGCCGUGGAGGACAUCGAAAAAGAACUUUUUCGUAAAAGUACUCCAAAGGGGACGGCUGAUUUUUCGCAACGACGUUACGGAGGAAUUCAGGUAACAAUUAAAUAUAGAGAUCGAAACGUGCUAGAGCUGGGGGACCAUAUCAAAAACACACGCAAUUUUUUCGACCCGGCUGUGAUACCGAAAGGUGUAAUGAGCUAUUUCGAAAAUCGAUCGCAAAUAUCGCGAUUGAGUGGGGCCGAACCACCUAAUUUUCGUUUCCACAAAUGUUCCUAUUCAGAAUGUGGUUUCAACGAACCACAUUACUUCUAAUAAUCAUUUUAUUAUGUCACCGAGAAUCGAUUGCCAUAUUAUUAUUAUUAUUACUGAAGGGGGUAUUUGUUUUAUUUUCUUAAAAUGUGAAAAACCGCAUCGUAAAGAGGAAAAAAUAGAAAAAAUGCAGUAUUAGUCUUGAAACAAAAUUUUACGAUACCCGCCACCAAAAUAACGUAAAAAGUCACUACCUAGAUAAUAUUCGGUGCCGUAGAUAUUUUAAUAAUUAAGUAUUUAAACAUAUAAAUCCUACCUAAGUAUAUAUAUAGUUUCGUGGUAUUUACGUGAGAGUACUUACUAAUGUUUUUCAAGGUGUGUGAUAAGAGAAAGUGCAAUUUUAAUACUUAUGUGUAGAAAUAAUUAUUAUAAUAAUUGACUUAUUGAAAAUAUUUAUAUUCUUUAAUAGCUUCGAAAACUAAUCAAAAAUGCACAAGUGUCAAUGCAGAUGAUAACCGAAACGCUUUUUCGUUUUUAUAAAACUUAACCAACUAAACUUAUUAACAAAAGAAAAACUAAAAUGCAUUUAAUUUAGACUGUUGUGUUGCAAAAAAAAUACAGAAAUGACAAAGAAAUAAUUUUCUCUAAUUAAAAUGACACAUUCCCUAGAAGUUUUCACUAUAAUAAAAUUUAAAGCUCAAAGUAAUAAUUCUAAAGGAGUAAUUGUCUGAUGACCUUUUUAAUUUUACCUUUAGAAUGUUGAUUUUGCAAUCAUACCAUUUAAGAACGAAUCUGGUAUUAUAUAAUUAUAUAGUAUUUUGACAAUGUCAAUAAUAAACAAAUUAAACAAUUGAUCUGAAUUCCUUUGGGGAAAACUUUUAAGAAAUUUAACUAAUCUAACGAAAUGUAAAAUUCGGUACUUCCUUAUUUGAAUAGGUACCUUGUAUUUUUAAGAUAAAAAAAAGCAAUAUAAAGUUCAUAUAUCAUGUACCUACUCUUAGUUUAUGGUCGACUGAAGGAUAUAUUUGCGUAAAAGCUGAUUUAAUGUAAUUACGCUUAUAUGAUAAGAACGUCUGUGAUAUCUAUCAUAAUUUUACUCACGCAUCGAAUUUCGAAAAAUCGACAACUUACGGUUAACCAGUUUCAGUACAGGGUGGUCAUAGCUAUAACUCACAUAACAAACUACCACCUAAGUACUUUGGAUUCUAACAUUAAUUGUUCACAUAAUAUUCAUAGCGAUUACUUAUUAAUAACGUAACAUGUGUUUUACUUUUUGCACCGACCCUGUAUAUGCAUAUUUAAGGAUUAUAUAAGACGUGUGUAAUGCCAAAGUGUUUAAAUGUUUAUUUUGGUUUUCAGUUAAUUAAUUAUAGUAUAAGCAUUUAUGAAUAAGUUUACCAAAGGUUAUAGGCAUCUACUUCCUAGUUUAAACGUUUUUUUUUUAUUUGUUUCACUGAUUUUAGUUUAUAAGGAUAAUAUGUAAUAAUAAUGAUGAUGAUAAUGUGAUAAAGAUAAUGAUUAUAUCUAUGUAUCUGUAAUUAGAAGAGAGAUAUUCAUUUUGGACAAUUAUUUUAUAAGCAGUUUGUUUUAUUAUUGUUAUUAUUAUUAACCGCAAUGAAUGUACCUACCUAUUUUUGUGAUCUGUUAACAAACAAUUCUUGUGAUAAAGUGCGUAUGUUAUUACUAUGUAAUGUAUGUAAAUCUAUCCUGCCCUUAUAAGUAAAAUUGACUAUUAUUUUUAUACAGUUGCUACACAACAAGAAAAAGACCUCAGAUAUUUUAAGAAAUAAAAAAAAACAAG